This is a messenger RNA of Danio aesculapii, 6446 nucleotides long. RefSeq names its product ring finger protein 144aa (gene rnf144aa). NCBI's taxonomy places the organism in Eukaryota, Metazoa, Chordata, Actinopteri, Cypriniformes, Danionidae. Gene Ontology annotation, biological process: protein polyubiquitination; positive regulation of proteasomal ubiquitin-dependent protein catabolic process; ubiquitin-dependent protein catabolic process. Gene Ontology annotation, cellular component: Golgi apparatus; ubiquitin ligase complex; cytoplasm. Gene Ontology annotation, molecular function: ubiquitin conjugating enzyme binding; zinc ion binding; ubiquitin protein ligase activity. The transcript has 8 exons. Bases 124 to 1005 code for a protein of 293 amino acids. The record is from RefSeq and is a predicted model, not a curated record.
UGUACAGCACAGCACUAGGAAAUACUCCGACUAAUGGCGUCUUCGCAGCGCGUCCGACAGAUCAGCUGAUUCUUAUAUCUGCCUGCAAAACUACAUGAACACAAAAGCUGCGCGGCAGGCAUCAUGACCACAGCAAGGUACCGACCUACCUGGGAUUUGGCCCUGGACCCGCUUGUGUCCUGUAAGCUGUGCCUGGGAGAGUUUCCCUUGGAGCAAAUGACUACAAUCACCCAGUGCCAAUGCGUCUUCUGCACCAUGUGCCUGAAACAGUACGUGGAACUUCUCAUCAAAGAGGGCUUUGAAACCGCCAUCAGCUGUCCAGACUCAGCCUGUCCAAAACGUGGACAUUUACAAGAAACUGAGAUUGAAUGCAUGGUGGCCACAGAGAUAAUGCAGAGGUACAGGAAGCUGCAGUUCGAGAAGGAGGUGUUGCUGGACCCAAGCCGGACCUGGUGCCCGUCUUCCACGUGCCAGGCCGUGUGCCAGCUGAAGGAGUCUGACACGGCACUUCCGCAGUUGGUGCGGUGCAGCGUUUGCACACUUGAGUUCUGUUCCGCCUGCAAGGCCAGUUGGCACCCGGACCAAGACUGCCAGGAGAACGUUCCCAUUACCUCGUUUCUACCCGGAGAGAGCAGUUCAUUCUUUAAGGCCGACGAUGACGAUGCUCCCAUCAAGCGCUGUCCCAAAUGUAAAGUCUACAUCGAGCGGGACGAGGGCUGUGCGCAGAUGAUGUGUAAAAACUGCAAGCACGCUUUCUGCUGGUACUGCCUGGAGUCUCUGGACGACGACUUCCUCCUGAUCCAUUAUGACAAAGGACCCUGCCGGAACAAAUUAGGCCACUCCAGAGCCUCCGUCAUCUGGCACAGAACGCAGGUUGUUGGUAUCUUUGCUGGCUUCGGCCUGCUCUUACUGGUAGCCUCUCCGUUCCUGCUGCUCGCCACACCAUUCGUCCUGUGCUGCAAGUGCAAAUGCAGUAAAGGCGACGAUGACCCUUUACCCACCUAACAUACCAACACCGGCGGUCCCUGAACGAGGAAUUCGGCUCAUCUCCUUCAAACGUUUUUCUUUUCCUCCUCCGCCUUCGAGCUCUUCAUCAACCGGUGGGCAUCUCACGCCGCGGGUUAAUAUCACAGCUAGCUGAGUAGGCUCCAUCCCGACAGGCCUUGAAGAGACUGGAGGAGGCGUCCCGAGCCUGCCGCUUGCUUUAGGUGGAGGGAUUGGAGAGCCGAGGGCUUUACUGACAGCGCCCUCCGCAGGACUUGAGGAGCACGGCGGCACUGCUCCAUCCGGCCGCUUGUCUGUUUUCUGGAUGUUUCGUAUAUGUGGCUCUUCUGGAGGGUUUCUGUUUGAGCAGAAAAUAUUUUCAGCGUGGUGUUUGUCUGUUUUCUAUGUGAAUAGUAGCAUUUCAGUCACACAGCCUGGUCUUUGUUAUUUGUUUUGCACAAAUAAGGGGCUUUUUUGGUCACUUUAAAUGGUCUUGAGUUGAGUUUUGGGCUCAAGUGUACAGUUAAGAUACUAGUUUAAAUGUUUUAAGGUGAGACACUGCAGGCAAAAAAAAAAAAACAGUUUGACCUUUUUGGCUUUCCAAAGUGUUUGUUUUCAGUCUAAUAUAAAGUGAACACAAACAUUUAGCACUUUAUAAAUGUGUGAUUUCAAUUAUGAUACAGUUUAAAGUCUGCUUUCUCACAAAGAUUUUUCCAUAAAUCACCACUUCAGCAGCGCUUGGACAGUACACUUUUUAUUUAGAUCUGUAUUCUGACAGUUUUUACAGAGGGAUUUGUUUAUACGCUGUAAAAAAUGCUGGGUUCCACUCAGUCCCUUAAUGUUGUCCUAACACAAAUUUAUUAAGUUAACUUUAAACAAAUUUAAGUGCAUUGAACAUAAAAUAAUUAAGUUGUUCCAAAAAAAACCUCAAGGAUUGUGUUUAAUCUCAUUUUAAAUCGAGUAGAUUGAACAAGCAGCAAAAAAUAAAAAUAAACAUUUUGAGGACAUAAUUUUAAACAACAUUUUAGUGUACAAAAAGGAGGAGAAAUUAUUUUGAAUAAUUAAUUCUGGUAUUUUCUAACUUAUGGAGAGAUAAAAAGAGUUCCCAAUAUGCCCUCUUUAAAAGCCAUUGAUUCUGUGCAAAAGAUUAAAAUAUUCAUAUUAACCUGACAGUCAAUGUUUAGAUAUUUUUGCUAAGCCUUUAGCAAAUUUAAUGAAAUAAUACCACUUUAGCAUGUUUCAACAUUAUAUUUUAGACAACUUGGCAUAUAAAAAAACAACUUGUUUUUAGUAUAAUCAAUCAACUGUUGGGAAGUAUGGCGAGAGCUAUUAGUGCAAUUGUAAACCCUGUUCACCUGCAGUGUCUUGCCUUAUUAGCUAAAGUUUGCAGUUGGAUUUCUUUAAUGGCACUUUUUUGUCUUUAGAUGUAAAACUUCAGAGAAAGCUAGUUUUAUUUGGCAGAAUUUAGCUGUUGAUGAUGUCAUCAGGAGAUGAUAUUUGCCAAUAUUAUUUCUCUCAGUGCACUUAAACUUUUUUUAAACUUCAGAUUGAGUCACUGAUGUCCCUGCAUUUAAAUAGAAAUAUGAUUCCAAAGCAGGACUUUUCUGUGCCAAAUAUUGACCCAUUAAAAGUGUCACACCAAUGACACUUUCACUUAAUCCAAACACCCACACUACUAAAUGCGAACUUUCAAAACACUGAAACCAAAUAAACUUUUUUUUUGUAGCUAACGCCUCUCAUUUUUUAACUAUUCUCUUUUUUUAUUUUUACAUUCUUAAUGUGUCUUCAGUUUUUUUUUGUACCUAAAUGUUCUGUUUUUGCUUUAUUUUCAAUCUAAAUCUAUCUUUGUUAAUUAAAAAAAUCUGUUUUUAAUAAAUUAGGUUUUCUUUUUGUAGCUAAAGUUUCUCUUUGUUGUGUUUUUUAAUAUAAAGUUAAAACCCUCAUUCAUUUUCUCUAGUGAAAUGUAAGCACGUGUCUGAGAUUUAGUCAUUUUGUAUUUGUUGUCACAGACCUUUUGAAACAUGCAUACAGCUCGUACCUUCACAUCAGUUUAGAUUUCAGUCCCUGUAGUGAUUUCAAGACUGUUUGGCUUAAACAUAUUUACAAGUCUAGCACUGUAUCUAUGCAAGUUCAUAUACCUUGAAAAAAAAAGUCUUGAACUGAAUGAACUGUCAUAAGUUAGUAUGUAGUAGUUAAAAGGACAAACAUGUCAAUUUAUGUUUGAAGCUGAGUUGAUCAGUUUCUGAAAAGCCAUUACAAAUACUUCUUUGAGUCAGUAGACUGGUUUUAAAACAGAAAAAUGAUACUGAAUGUCAACAUCUUGCCUGCAUCACCUGAAAUAACAAGCACAUGUAAACAAAAAAUUGUUGUGCCAUCAUAUGUAACUGAUAAAUAUUCAAUUCAGAGCACCUGCCAUAUGUGUAGCUAAUUAGCUGGGUAAUAUGUAGCUCAUUAUGUUUCUUUCUCUUCAUUAAUCCCAUGCCAUUUAUGUUAUGUAAUGAAAACGUGCCAUGUUGGUGGUUGAUUCGACAAAGUGAAUGUUUUCUCUUGUAAUACAAUAUUAAUUCCACCAUUAGAAUCUGACAGUAUUCAUUAAGCUGAUUUCUGAUGAAUAUUUGAUGUUAAUCAUGUCCAUCUUAUGGUAGCAGCCUGCAUUAUCCUGUUUUAGCCUUAAAGUUUUUGAGCACCUCACUGGUUUCUUCUCCUGUAGCCUGUUUUUUUUAAACGCAUUUAUCCUCAGGUCCUUUGAGAUUACUAAUUUUGGCACUUUUAAGUGAUGUUUAAUGGUCUACAUCAAUAGUCUCAAACUCAAUUCCUGGAGGGCCGCAGCUCUGCAUAGUCUAGCUCAGGGGUGUUCAAACUCAGUCCUGGAAGGCCGCUGUGCUACAUAGUUUAGCUCCAACUUCCUUCAACACACCUGUCUGGAAGUUUUUGUAUACCUAGAAAGAGCUUGAUUAGCCGGUUCAGGUGUGUUCAAUUGGGGUUGGAACUCAAAUAUGCAGGACACUGGCCCUCCAGGGCCGAAGUUGGGCACCCCUGGUUUAGCUCCAAUCCCCUCCAACUCUCACCUGCUUAAUAGUCUCUAGUAGUCUUGAACACCUUGAUUAGCUAGAUCGGCUUUAUUUGAUUAUGUUGGAGCAAAACUGUGCAGAGCUGCGGCCCUCCAGGAAUUGAGUUUGAGACAUAUGGUGGACAUUUAUGCUUUAGUUAAAAUGUUGUACGUGAAAUGGCCAUGAUAUAGAGUAGGCUAAUAACUAAAUAUAUUUUGCUAAAUUUUUUCUAUGUGCAUGUCAAUUUUGAAUGUCAUGUCUUGUGGUCAUAUUUUUGCAAUAUCUGCAACCACCAAACUUGACAGUGCCAUAUAUUUUUUUUAGAUCUAUCAAAUCCUUUAGAGCAUUUAAGCUACAUCCACCUUCAGAUCUUCAUCUAGCUAUCAAUACCAAAGCCUAGCAACUAGUCUUUGACAAGCUAAGAAAAGGUAAAUCUUUUUGUCAACAUGUUAGAAACAUUCUAAUUUACAUGCUAAUUAUGAGUUCAAUUUGCUAGCAACAUGUCACUUCAUGCUAUGCUAAAACAUUAGAAACAUUUUACAUUAUUAGGCUAGAUAACAUGCAAGUAAAUAGCUAAUUUAUGCUGAAAACGUUAGAAACAUGAUGAUAUGGUAGAUAAAUGCUAACGAUGCAAACGUGCUAGAAGUUUUCUAAAAAUUACAAAUGUUAUCAUGCUAAUCAUGUUAGUAGGCUAAAUUAGAUUUAUGUUGGCGUGUUAAUUCUUGUUAACAUUAAUCGUGCUUGAAACAUGUUGCUAGUGCCAUGCAUGCUAGAAACAUGCUAGAAUUAUGCAAAAACACUCUAUGUUAUUAGGCUAGAUAACAUGCAAGUAAAUAGCUAAUUCAUGCUGAAAACAUCAGCAAUAUGGCAAUUCAUGGUAGAUAAAUGCUAACGAUGUAAACGUUGUGCUAAAAGUGUUCUAAAAUUACAAAUGUUAUGCUAAUCAUGUUAGUAGGCUGAAAUAGAUUUAUGUUGACAUGUUAAUUCUUGUUAACAUUAAUCAUGCUUGAAACAUAUUGCUAGUGCCAUGUUAAUUAACCAUGCUAAAUUAAACAUGUUCAUUACUGCUAACAGUGUUAAACAUGCUAGCAACAUGUUAUCAAAAUGAUAAAAGUGUUGAUUUAUGUAAAAAUAGUGUUAAAAUGUGUUGUUUCAUCCUUAUUAAACACACCAGAAGCAUGCUAACAACAUGUUAAGCCAUGCUAGCACAUGGAACAGGCUAGAAACAUGUUUUUACAUAUAAGCUAGGCUUUCAAAAGUUUGUAAACUAGUCUGCUUCUUCUCUGAUUUGAAAUGACAUUUGAGAAAUAAGCAAAUUGCCGUUUAUAAAAAGCACACAGAUUACCCUGCUGAAAAAUCAGCGUAUGCUGGUAUGUUUUGAUGCUGGUCUUGCUGGUUUCAAUGCUGUUUUGCUGGUCUCAGUGGUUGUUCUGACCAUAUGCUGUUUUUUUCAGCAGGGUACUCAAUCAGCAUCUAGUGCUCAUAUCAGCAACACAUGGCCAUUUCAUGUAGAACAAUAGGAAUAAUGCUUCUAUAUAUUUAUGUACAUGUAAAUAUUGAAAGUUGUGCCAAGCAAGUUUUUAAGACAUCCAUGAGGGAACUUUUAUUUUGACAGGAUUUAUGUAGUCAAAGCGGAUCUUUGAUGUUGUAUGGGCUAUAUAAAUUCAUCUAAUUGUGUUUUAUUUACUGUUUUGUUGUUAUAUUCAACUCGAUGCUCAUUUUAUGUUGUAUAAAGACAUUUUUGUUAAACAUUAUAAUCGUUUCCUUACAUCAGGAUUAUUGAGUUUGUAUUAUUGGAUGUUUAUUCAGUCCAGUGUUGUUUUUGUUGUCUUUUUUCGGGUUGCGUCAUGCUUGUGUGAAAUGCCAUUUGUUCCUACAGUACACCUAAUUUGAAACAGCUUUACGUGUAAAUGAUCCCACAAACAGCCAAAAACUAAUGUUCCUGUUUGUAGUACUUGUUACUCAAAACCUAGCCUUGCAAAUUUAUUUUUGUAUUUCCAGGUUCAGCAUCUGCAAGCUCUUCUAGUUAUGAGCUAGAAUUUGAAAAGUGCUACAGUGGUUUGUUAGUCUUUCACUCUUGGCGUUUGCCCAUUCCACAUAGUAAUCAUUAUUUUACAUGUCUUGACUCGUGCCCUUGUUUAACUUGACUUUUUAGGAUUUUUAGAGACCUGUGCUAUUGCUUUAAAAGCUGGUUUUGCCUUUCACUGUUCUUUCAAUGGCCUUUUCAACGUGCCAUUUGUUUGUUUUUGAUGUUGUAAAGUUUAUUCUCUGAAAACCACAACCAAAUUCCACGUGUACAGUAUGUAAAUUUGCAUGGAUGUGAAUCUUGAGGAAAAAAUACAACUAUGAAAAUCCAACAUAAGUAUCUGUAUUGUUCUUGCCUCUUUACACAUUAAACCAUAUUUAUGUUCA